Molecule: messenger RNA, 1480 nt
Organism: Schizophyllum commune H4-8
Lineage: Eukaryota; Fungi; Basidiomycota; Agaricomycetes; Agaricales; Schizophyllaceae
Exons: 7
Coding region: 313-1284 (323 amino acids)
Source: RefSeq, a predicted model, not a curated record
GUUUUGGCUUUGGCCUUCACUUUCGUAAGCAACCCUUUCUCUUUCUUUCCUCCUCUUCUGCAUCGUCACCGUGACUGUGUCGCUCUGGUAGCGGUAUAUCUCAUCGCAAGCUUGAGCACAUCAUCGGAGCACGACUCACGACCCGUCACGACACCCGCCAGGACGCAUCUCUAACGACAACACCUCUCGACCAACUCUUCCUCCCUCGACGACAUCAUCUUCAAUCCCGCUUUUGAGGCACCCAUCCUUCCUUCCGUCCGCAUACGAUUGCAAACACCGUCUGCGCUACACAGCACCUUUACGACUCGCGAGAUGCUCAUUCCUACUUCCGAAGAGACCGAGUACACGCGUCAUGAGGCCCGUGGAAAGCUGUUCAAACUUGUAGACGGGCGCUACGCGGAGCUGUGCGCCGGGACACUGAAGAUAAUGGCGAAUAAGCAGGACAAGACCGCUGGCAGGCUCGUUCUUCGCGAGGCAGGGACCGACAUCGUUAUGAUGGAAAUCCGUGUCGACAUGCUCGGCAAGGCCUGUCUCACUGGCUCCGACGACCGUUGGAUUACGCUCGAGACUGACGACGAUUACUGCGACGAAGAAGAGAGUUGGAUGUUCAAGGUCAUCGGCAUGUCCGGUGCCCAGCGCAUUCUGGACGUCAUCUAUGACUGCGCCGUCGACAGCAUCUACGCGCAAGCCAAGGGCGGCAUCGAUGAGCACACGAUGCCUCAGUUACGCGAAGUCAUCGUCGCAUCGAUGCAAGUAAACCCAAGCCGACAGAACGCGCCGUCACCAGCCAGCGCUCCAGCUACGCCGCCUCGGCAGACAUCGUCGUCCUACCGCGUCAAAAAGGAGCGGUUGAGUACCAGCCCGAGGAAGAGCAGUAGCCCUAGCCCGAAGAAGACGCCCCUUUUCCGACCAAAGGAGGAACUUAUUGUGUGCAGCGCUCGUGGUACGCUACAUCGCUACGAGAACAUGCACGAAAACAACGGCCGGGACACCUUGGGCGUUGUCAAGGUCACCGUCAACAGGCUCGACCCGACGUGCACUGGACGCCUGGUCAUGUACCGUGACCUCGGCCGCACCGUCUUGCUCGACGUCCCGCUAAGGAACAUGUUCAAGUGCGGCUUUGCACACCCUUUCGACUGGCGGUACAUUAGUCUUGCGUUCGCGUCCGAGUUUGGAGAGAAGCAAUAUGUGCUCUUCCAGGCCCUUGACGUCGAGCCUGCGAAGAACCUAGUUGCUGCAAUCAACGAUCCGCACGCCUAUAUGGCCCUAGAAUAUGCCAGCUAGAUGCUGGUAGACUGGCGCGUAUCUAUGCUUCUUGCCCAACACUGCAUCGGACUUGCCAACACACACACAUACUUCUUGCCGCAUUGGACAUUCUACUGUCACAUAUACUAAUCUUGUCAAUAAUUGUUGUCUACUGAUCACAAUAAAGCGGAUGCUACUGAAUGCGAGCGCCGAGCUUUGGCAUAGACUCUGCUCU